AACAGCUCGCACUUAGCUUCAAAGCUGGCUCUUGGAAGUUAAGGCCAGAGCGACGCUGCCGUGGUAGCCGCCGCCGCUUUCGUCGCGGGAUAAUAAGCCGGGUAGAGUUGCUGAGGAUCUACCAAAUCUGCUGAUUAACUAUGGAAGAUUAUACCAAAAUAGAGAAAAUUGGAGAAGGUACCUAUGGAGUUGUGUAUAAGGGUAGACACAAAACUACAGGUCAAGUAGUAGCCAUGAAGAAAAUCAGACUAGAAAGUGAAGAGGAAGGGGUUCCUAGUACUGCAAUUCGGGAAAUUUCUCUAUUAAAAGAACUUCGUCAUCCAAAUAUAGUCAGUCUUCAAGAUGUGCUUAUGCAGGAUUCCAGGUUAUAUCUCAUUUUUGAAUUCCUUUCCAUGGAUCUUAAGAAAUACUUAGAUUCCAUCCCUCCUGGUCAGUUCAUGGAUUCUUCACUUGUUAAGAGUUAUUUGUACCAAAUCCUACAAGGGAUUGUGUUUUGCCACUCCAGAAGAGUUCUGCACAGAGACUUAAAACCUCAAAAUCUAUUGAUUGAUGACAAAGGAACAAUUAAACUGGCUGAUUUUGGCCUUGCCAGAGCUUUUGGAAUACCUAUUAGAGUAUACACACAUGAGGUGGUAACACUCUGGUACAGAUCUCCAGAGGUAUUGCUGGGGUCAGCUCGCUACUCGACUCCAGUUGACAUUUGGAGUAUAGGCACCAUAUUUGCAGAAUUAGCAACCAAAAAACCACUUUUCCAUGGGGAUUCAGAAAUCGAUCAACUCUUCAGAAUUUUCAGAGCUUUGGGUACUCCCAAUAAUGAAGUGUGGCCAGAAGUGGAAUCUUUACAGGACUAUAAGAAUACAUUUCCCAAGUGGAAACCAGGAAGUCUGGCAUCCCAUGUUAAAAACUUGGAUGAAAAUGGCUUGGAUCUGCUCUCGAAAAUGUUAGUUUAUGAUCCUGCCAAACGAAUUUCUGGCAAAAUGGCACUGAAUCAUCCUUAUUUUAAUGAUUUGGACAAUCAGAUUAAGAAGAUGUAGCUUUCUGACAAAGAGUUUCCACGUAUCAAGAACAGAUAGUUAUAUUUUUACUGUUAACUUUGUCUGUUUUUGUUUUGUGUAUUUUUCUUUUCUUUGUUGUAAACUUAAGCUGUACUUCAUCUUCUGAUUUCAAAAGUGUAACUUAAAAAUGUAAAUAUUGUUCUAUAUGAAUUUAAAUAUAAUAAUUCUGUAUAUGUUUAUAGAUCUCACUGUAACAGCUAUUUGCUACCAUAAUAAAACUAUAAAUCUAGUAUUGAUGUCAGGAAUUGCAAAAAUUUUGAGUUAGAUUAAAUCAGCUCAAAUGUUAGAGUCUGAUUUUCCUGUAGUUGGAACCACUGAAAUUUAGGAAAGUGUGCUAAGUUCAAAGUUCAUAAAGCUUUGAAGUGUUCUGAUGCUC
This is a messenger RNA of Neogale vison (American mink), 1431 nucleotides long. It is a transcript of the gene CDK1, whose product is annotated as cyclin dependent kinase 1. Lineage: Eukaryota; Metazoa; Chordata; Mammalia; Carnivora; Mustelidae. The record is from RefSeq and is a predicted model, not a curated record. The transcript has 8 exons. Gene Ontology annotation, biological process: G2/M transition of mitotic cell cycle; protein phosphorylation; mitotic G2 DNA damage checkpoint signaling. Bases 141 to 1034 code for a protein of 297 amino acids. Gene Ontology annotation, molecular function: ATP binding; RNA polymerase II CTD heptapeptide repeat kinase activity; cyclin-dependent protein serine/threonine kinase activity. Gene Ontology annotation, cellular component: nucleus.